AUUUGAUUCAAUUCAAUCAAAUUUUAUCAAAUCUCAGAUUUAAAACACAAAAGUCAUGUUUCAUUUUCGCCAAUAUUUCUUCAAAAAGAAUGCUAAAACUACUGCUAUGUUAAGAAGUUAUCUUUGUAAAUAUUCACAUAAUACAAUACAAGAAUCCAAAAUGCUUUUCAUAGCCACUGAAGACAGAUAUAAUGGCCUUACAAUUGAGGACACAGAAAAAUCAACAGAAAUUGAAUUUAACGCUAAGCUAGACUAUUCCAUAAGUAAAUGGAAAUCAGAAGGCCGAAAAUGUUUAUGGUUUAAAAUAAAUAUAAAAAAUUCCGUUUAUGUUCCAUUGUUAGCACAAAAAGGUUUUAAUUUUCAUCAUGCCAGAGAUGACUUUGUGAUGAUGUACAAAUGGUUACCUGAUGACUCCGAACCAAAUCUACCUCCUGCCUGUCACACAAAUUUGGGUGUUGGUGCUUUAGUCUUUAACAGAAAAAACCAGAUGUUGGCUAUUUCAGAAAAACAUUACGAAUACCCACAUUGGAAAUUACCUGGAGGAUAUGUUGAGAAAGGGGAAGAUAUUGUAGACGCAGCGAUCAGAGAAGUCAAAGAAGAAACUGGUGUAGACGUGUCAUUUUUGUCUUUGAUUACACUUCGACACUCGCAUAAUAUGAUGUACGGAAACUCGGACAUUUACUUACUGCUCAUGAUGAACGCAAUCUCAGAUGAGAUUACUCUAUCUCAGAGAGAAGUCAAAGAUUGUAAGUGGAUGGAUAUUAAAGAAUACACCACUCAUCCUCAUGUACACGAAUUUAACAGGUUGAUUGUGAGAAAAGCCCUCGAUUACAAAACAAGAAAUAUAAAACUCGACAUACAGAAGCGUACAGUGAAAUGGUCACAGUUUGUUAGAGAAAUGAAUAUAUUAUCCCUCGAGGACUAUAAUUACCAUUGACGUCAUCAAGACUUACA
Bombyx mandarina (wild silkworm) is the source of this 954-nucleotide messenger RNA. RefSeq lists its product as uncharacterized. Gene Ontology annotation, molecular function: NAD binding; NADH pyrophosphatase activity; ADP-ribose diphosphatase activity. The record is from RefSeq and is a predicted model, not a curated record. NCBI's taxonomy places the organism in Eukaryota, Metazoa, Arthropoda, Insecta, Lepidoptera, Bombycidae.